GGAAGGAGGGGGCAGAGAGCCCGAGCGAGUGGUCAAAAUGGCAACCGCGCAGCUAACGGAUGAGGAGCUCGUUUCUGAGUUAAAGCGCUCCGGAAUGAUGCCGGGCCCGGUCACCGAGAGCACCCGGCCGGUGUACCUGAAGAAGCUUAAGAAGCUUCGGGAGGAUCAGAAGCCUCGGUUCGCGAAAACGCGGGUAAUAACUAACAACAACACUGUGACUGCGGCGGUUGGUCUCCCAGAGAGCGGGGGAUCCCGCCCGCACAGCGGAGACGUGACACACAGGAGAGGGGCCCGCCAGAGCCCACCGAAGGAGCUCGGUAAGCCGUCUCCACUAGUCGGUUUCAGCUCCGAUGAGUCGGAUGCGGAUAUCGGACUGGGGGCUCAGGGAGGGCGGCGGGAGAGAGCUAACGCUUCCUAUCCGGAGAGGAGCCCGGCCCAGCGGGGGUGCGUGGACGCUGCAGACGGAGAGGCAGACGGGCGGAAGGCGCCUGGCUGGUGGGGGGUGCGCAGGCCGCACAACCCCCCAGGGCGGGACGACGACAACAACGACGACGAAGAGGAGGAAGAAGAGGGAGAGGCAAGUAAAGGCCGGAUCAUGAACGGCAGCCGCUUCUCUUAUCACAGAGACUAUUCCGACUCAGACGAGGAGGAGCCGGGGAAGGAUGAGCCGCAGAGUCGCCGGAGUAGGCGGGGUAUGGUAAAACAGCCAAGGGGCAACGGCAUGGACCCCCCGGACACUCCCAGCAAACCGGGCUGGGGCGAAGAUGUACCCGAUGUGACCACUCGGCACCGGGGAGCCGUCCGGAAGACCUCCCCAUCAAACACGGACAAGGCUGAGGGAUUCACGCGCAAGCCCAGUAACCACAUGGGGGGCAGCUACAGCGCCGAGGCCUCCGGGGUCUAUGUGCUUAAUAACAGUCUCCCCAGUAGAGUCUCCCACCCCAACCACUCGUCUUCUAACCACAGUCUCCCCCACUACCCGUACUCCAGCGCCAAGAAGAAGCUCCCGGAGCCCGACGAGGAACUGCUGCAACAGUUCAGGGGUGAGGUGUCUCCCCCAGGAGGCUUCAGUGCCCAUUACCUGUCCAUGGUACUCUUAGCUGCCGCCUGCCUUUUCUUUGUGCUGCUUGGACUGACUUACCUGAGAGUGAGUGGCACAGCGGGACCGUCUGGAGACGAGCUCAUAAGAAAUCCAGACGAACUUUCCAGCACUGAAACAGGUGGAAAGAACCUCCUCAUGAGCACCCUGCAUAAACUACACGAUAAGCUGGCUAAAACUGCAGGAGAUCAUAUAUGUGGUGACACAGAUUAUGGUAAAAUUUCCGUCCAGGAAGCAACUGAAUACUUAAAGGAUUUAGGUCAAGAAUAUGCAAAUGAAUUUAAUAACUCCUUGUUGUGGAUCUUACAUUCUGAGAAAGAUGUUGGUAUUAAGUGUUCUGGGGAUGUUGAUGGAAAAUUAGAUAUAAGUGACGUGAAGUACUUGGAAUCCACCCGGCCACAAAUGUCCUUUGUAUGCCGCGUCCGACGAGCCAUAGUUACUGUAGCACACAAAUUGUCUCUUCUUCUUCUUGGUGUAGCCGUACUCCUGGGUGGAAUUCGAUACAUGAGAUAUCGCUGGUCUAAAGAGGAGGAAGAAAGCAGGCAGAUGUUCGACAUGGUGGUUAAAAUCAUAGAUGCCUUAAAGAGUCACAGUGAGGCUUGUAAAGAGAAUAAAGGUUUAGAGCCACUUCUGGCCGUUCCACAUUUACGAGAUUCCUUGAUACCACCACGUGACAGGAAAAAUCUGGCUUUGGUUUGGGAGCGAGCAGUUGACUUCCUGGUCGCCAAUGAAUCUCGAGUCCACAGCGAGCUGCAGAAGAUAGCCGGAGAGAACGUGCUACUCUGGAAAUGGCGUCCGCCUGCCGCGUGUGAAAAAGUUCCUGUCAUGCCAUCUAAAGUAUGGCAAGGUCAAGCUUUCCAUUUAGACAGAAGAAACUCCCCUCCAAACAGCUUAACACCUUGUCUAAAGAUACGCAAUAUGUUUGAUCCUGUUGUUGAAAUUGGUGAUCACUGGCAUUUGGCGAUUCAAGAAGCAAUAUUGGAGAAGUGCAGCGACAAUGAAGGAAUUGUCCAUAUUGCUGUAGAUAAGAAUUCUCGAGAGGGCUGCGUGUAUGUAAAAUGCUUAUCUCCUGAAUAUGCUGGAAAAGCAUUUAAAUCGCUGCAUGGGUCAUGGUUUGAUGGAAAGCUGGUGACUGUGAAAUACCUGCGGUUGGACAGAUACCAUCACCGCUUCCCUCAAGCUAUUACGUGCAACACUCCCUUGAAGCCUUCAAACAAACACAUGAACUCUCUGUCACAACUAAGUCUGCGGACAGGCCCGUUGAAUUCUCCGUCAUCCUUAUGAGAAGACUGUGUACCACUGAUGACUGUUAUUUGCAACAGGAAAAUAAACAAAAAAAAAACCUGGCUGCAAGGGGAAAAUAAAGAAAACAAAA
Molecule: messenger RNA, 2474 nt
Organism: Spea bombifrons (plains spadefoot toad)
Lineage: Eukaryota; Metazoa; Chordata; Amphibia; Anura; Pelobatidae
Gene: LEMD3
Product: LEM domain containing 3
Exons: 13
Coding region: 38-2383 (781 amino acids)
Biological process (GO): nuclear envelope organization; negative regulation of BMP signaling pathway
Cellular component (GO): nuclear inner membrane
Molecular function (GO): chromatin DNA binding
Source: RefSeq, a predicted model, not a curated record